Molecule: messenger RNA, 4558 nt
Organism: Diachasmimorpha longicaudata
Lineage: Eukaryota; Metazoa; Arthropoda; Insecta; Hymenoptera; Braconidae
Gene: SA1
Product: cohesin subunit SA-1
Exons: 5
Coding region: 176-3691 (1171 amino acids)
Biological process (GO): sister chromatid cohesion
Cellular component (GO): chromatin; nucleus; cohesin complex
Molecular function (GO): chromatin binding
Source: RefSeq, a predicted model, not a curated record
UUACUACCAAACACGCGAACUAACACUACUGCACGAGCAAUCCGCUCGACACACAGAAAAAUGGCCGGAUUGAGAUCAACUUGUAGUGGCGUUUAUUUUCCCGCGUGGACACAUUAAUGACGUGAUUAACUACCAUAAAUAAACAAAAAUACCAAGACCUCGAGAGCAAUCAAAGAUGAUGCAUCGACGCGGAGGCAAGAGGAUCCGAAUGGAUGAUCCUGUACCACCAGAGUACCAGGAACCAAUGACACCGAUGACGCCAAUGACUGAUAGUACGGACACGGCGGAUAAUUAUGGGGGUUAUUCAACUUAUCAAGCACCACAGACACCAAUUCACACUCCGAUCUCAGACCACUUGUCGGAAACUUACGGUUCUCCGAGUACGUCUCACCACCAAUACCAGGAUGCCCUCUCAAACGAGCCCCAGUUCGAGCAACCAGUGACUCCAGCUACCCCCAACAUGAGAAUAACCAGAAAUACUCGUGCCAGAAUGCGUGGAGGUGCAGUCAGCCAACCAAAAUAUCGAGAAGUUGACACGGACUACAUUCCUUCUCAGCCAGCUUCAAAGCCUCGAGGAGGUGGAGGUGGUCGAGGUCGUACUAAAAAAUUUAUCAUUCCUGCGACAUCUGAGGAUGAACAGAGCCUUUAUUUCGUCAUCAAGAAUAAUCGCAACUCCCUCACGAGUAUUGUUGACGAUUGGAUUGAAAAGUACAAGACAAAUCGUGGCAAUGCACUUCUCCUUCUGAUGCAAUUCUUCAUAAAUGCUAGUGGCUGCAAGGGAAAAAUCACUCCGGAUAUGCAGACGUCGAUGGAGCACGUGGCGAUUAUUCGUCGAAUGACUGAAGAAUUCGACGAAGAAAGUGGAGAAUAUCCUCUCAUUAUGACUGGACAACCGUGGAAAAAAUUUCGUUCAAAUUUUUGUGAAUUUGUGCAAAUUCUGGUGCGACAAUGCCAGUACUCCAUAAUCUAUGAUCAGUUCCUUAUGGACAAUGUCAUUUCUUUACUGACCGGUUUAUCAGAUUCUCAAGUUCGAGCAUUUCGUCACACAGCCACACUAGCUGCUAUGAAACUUAUGACAGCUCUAGUAGACGUGGCCCUCACGGUGUCGGUCAAUUUGGACAAUACCCAGAGGCAGUAUGAGUCGGAGAGGCAGAAGGCUAGAGAGAAGAGAGCAGCUGAUAGACUGGAAUCUCUCAUGUCCAAGCGCAAAGAACUCGAGGAGAACAUGGACGAAAUAAAGAACAUGUUGACAUACAUGUUCAAAUCAGUAUUCGUUCAUAGGUAUAGAGAUACACUCCCUGAGAUUCGGGCAAUCUGUAUGGCGGAGAUUGGCGUGUGGAUGAAGAAAUUUCAUCAGAAUUUUCUGGACGACUCUUAUUUAAAGUACAUUGGCUGGACACUUCACGAUAAAGUUGGUGAGGUCAGGCUAAAAUGCCUACAGGCACUGCAGCCACUCUAUGCAUCUGAGGAACUCAAAGCUAAGCUCGAGCUUUUCACAAGUAAAUUCAAGGAUAGAAUAGUGGCUAUGACCCUCGAUAAAGAGUACGACGUAGCAGUUCAGGCUGUUAAACUUGUGAUAUCAAUUUUGAAGCAUCAUCGAGAAAUUUUAACUGAUAAAGACUGUGAGCAUGUCUACGAGCUUGUUUAUUCCUCUCACAGAGCAGUUGCCCAAGCAGCUGGUGAAUUUCUCAACGAGAGAUUAUUCACUCCUGAUGAAGAGGCAGUUGCUGGAGUUAAGACCAAGAGAGGAAAGAAGAGAUUGCCUAAUACUCCUCUUAUUAGAGAUCUUGUUCUCUUUUUUAUUGAGUCAGAGCUGCAUGAGCAUGGGGCAUAUCUCGUGGACUCGCUCAUUGAGACAAAUCAAAUGAUGAAGGAUUGGGAGUGUAUGACUGAUUUACUCCUUGAGGAAGCUGGACCUGAGGAGGAGGCAUUGGACAAUCAAAAGGAGACGUCAUUGAUCGAGUUGAUGGUUUGCUGCAUCAAGCAAGCAGCUACGGGAGAGGCCCCUGUUGGUCGGGGCCCCACCAGAAAAAUUCUCUCAGCUAAAGAGCAAAAACAAGUCUCUGAUGACAAGCAGAGGCUCACUGAACACUUCAUUGUCACACUUCCUCUUCUUCUUGACAAAUAUCGUGCUGAUCCUGAAAAAUUAGCUAAUUUACUCGCUAUUCCUCAAUACUUUGAGCUCGACAUUUACGUCAAAUCCAGGCAGGAGAGAAACCUUGAGGCACUUCUGGAGAAAGUCAAGGGAAUUGUCGAGAAAAUGCAUGACACUGAUGUCUUGGAGACUGCAGCCAGAACACUGGAGUACAUGUGUGUGGAGACUCAUGCAAAAUUUUCACAGUGCGAUACUGCAAGAAGAACUCUUAUUGAUUCAAUCGUUAACAAGUUCAAAGAGGCCAUUGAUGAUUACAGAAAUCUCAUUGAUGGUGCUGAAACACCUGACGAGGAUGAAAUUUUCAAUGUUGUGCAAUCUUUGAAGAAGGUCGCCAUUUUUUACAGCUGUCAUGAUAUGAAUGGUUGGGAUAUAUGGGACCCUUUGUACAAAAAUAUUGAAGAUGCUAAGGAUCCCCAGAGGAGCUUUCCUGAAGAAGCAACUAAAUACUGCAUCAGUGGAUGUUUCUUCUCCAUUCUUUGGGGACAAAAUCAUUUACUUGAGGCCAAUGAUCUUGGAACGAGGGGAGAGGAUGAGGCCAGAGAUCUUUACAGAUAUUUACAUACUUUCAUGGAUGCUAUGAGAUAUUUUGUAGCUGGUGAGGGUCACAGAAUGGCCGUACCUCUUCGUGAAGAAGCCUAUAAUACCAUUUGCGAUCUUCUCGUAAUGUUUUGCAAUCAACUCAAUAGCAAUCCCAAUCCUCUCCUCCACAGACUUGUCUACGAGCCCGAUCAGGAUAUGCAGGACAUGUUGAAUAAAUUCAUCCAAGAUUACGUGUUCUUCGAUGAGGACGAGGAGGAUCAUGACGAGCACUCGAAGAUUGAGGAGCUGCACAAAAGGAGAAAUUUUUUGGCUAGCUAUUGCAAACUUAUUGUCUAUAACAUGAUACCAACAAAAUCAGCUGCCGAUGUAUUCAAGCACUACGUAAGAUACUACAAUGAUUAUGGAGAUAUAAUCAAGACCACUCUAGGGAAGGCCAGGGACAUAAAUAAGGUCAACUGCGCACUCACCAUGCAGCUGAGUCUCAAUAAACUUUACAACGAUGUUAUUUUGGAGAAGGGAAGCAGUAGAACUAUCGAUGACAUAACGCCCAUCAAAGAAUUGGCCAAGAGAUUUGCACUUUCGUUUGGGCUCGAUGCUGUGAAAAAUAGGGAAGCCAUUACUGCUCUUCACCGAGCUGGUAUUCUAUUCGCGAUUACACCGCCUGAUGGGGAAGAACUCGAUCCUACUGGACCACCACCAAAUCUUCCUUACUUGGAGAUUUUACUAGAGUUCACGAAUAAAUUACUGAGACAGGAUAAAAAAGUGGUACUGACGUUUUUAGAUCUUAAACUUCCUGCUGGAAUGCCCUCGUCAAGGGGUGAGGAUUGGCAGCCCUUGUUGAUGUAUAGAAAUAGCUUGCUGCACGGAGAAACCGAUCAGGUACCUGUUACCAGUAAGAGGGCGUAUACCAGACGUAAAAAGGAUCUGUUAAUUGAAGAAGAAGAUGCUGAGGAAGCUGAUGAGGGUUCUGAUCAUGAAUUUAUGGGUAUCUACUAACUGCUUUGCCAUUUGUGUCUGCGCCACGUCAUCCUCGCUCGCUUUUUCAUGCUUAUUCUUCAUUAACUUAUUAUGAUUUUUUAAGUCGUGAAUCGCGCCUUCUCAUUAAAUUAAUUUUUGGUUCAUUUCACGAUUCAGUUUUUCUUGCAAUAAACUGAUUUCAAUUGUUUUUUUUUUGCUACAUAUCUGGGAAUUGAAGGAAAAUCAUUGAAUUUUCUCAAUGACCGUUUUUUUCUUAGCCCAGUUGCGGGCUGCAGAAAUGGUCACGAUAAAAAUGUCUCUCAGAUUUGGAGAUAUUCAGUAAAAAAUAUUAAAUAAAAACCAACUGCUUGAGAAGUUUGACCGCUUUGCCACGGAAUGUUGUUUAAUUGUCUUUAACAUUUUUUUAUUCAUCACAUAAUUAACAAAUAAAAAUCGAUGGCUCAGUGCAAGAGGACUUUCGUUGUUGUUAAAUCCUCAAAUAAUUGUUUCAUCCUAAUUUUAGAAGGGAGAGGAAGAGAAAGAGAGAGAGAGAGAGAGAGAGAGAAAAUUGAUGAAUAAAUUUAAGAAAUCAGAACAAUAAUUUUGCAGGAAUCGAUGAAGCCCUCCUGCACCAGCCUGUCGAUAUCACAUUCACUUGAACAAAAGUUAAUGAACGAAUAAAUAUGAGAAAUAUGUAUCAGUGGAGCAUUAGGGAUGCUAUGGGAGCUCGAAAAAUGAAAUCGCAAGCCCCUUUUUUUAAAUCCUAAUCUAGAUUAGAAACAAUAUGAGAUGCUAAAUUGUAAUGAAAAAAUUAAUUUUUUAUAUAUUGAUGAUGGAUAAUGAAAGUAAAAGAUAUACUUAAUGUAAAUUGGUGUUUUAAUAAUACAAAAAUAUCUUGGAGUGAAA